AUGCAGAGCUCGUCCGAAGAAGAGACACCAUUUGUGUCUCAAUAUGGUGACACUGACUCGUUGCGAAAAGCGUCCGAAGUCUUCAUCUUUAUGCAUCGAUGUUUCCGCGCCUCGAGAAAUAUCCGCGCUCAUUGGUUCCUCGAUCACCUAAACAAAGCUGUUGAGGUGCCGAAAAGUGACGCAAAACCGCCGUUUGUUGAUGACAAAACCGACAAGUACGGCAAAGAGAUGGAGGUGCUUGGCGUGGUGGCCGAAGGAGGGAAUCCCGAUGAAAAUGUGGAAGGCGAACGGUUUAAAAUCACAAUGGACACCAAAGUCACCUACAUUUCCCGUUUCUACCGCCACGUUUUCGUCCUCGAUCUCAGCCCAUUCACACUUGUUGCUGAUGACCGAUCCGGUGCUUGCUUACACAUGAAACUGCUUGAGUGCUUGAGAACGGCCAUGUACGCGGUGACGAAAAGUUUCAAAAUCCCGGGCACCAAUCACAUUUUCACUCCGCAAAUCUGGGUCUCCGUUUGUGUGUUCACCCCGUUUCUCACUUUCGAUGAGGAUUUGGUCCUAGUCCAAGGCGUUCUUCUAACCGAAAGCAAUGUCGAGGAUCUUCUCGAAACGGUCACAAAACGAUUCUACCGUAUCCUUACUCAACUCCACAAAUGUGCUAAACCAGUCUUCGCCGCUUGGGCUACCAAGAGACAAAAGACAAGGUGCAAAUACGACUCAACAUGUGAGCCAUCAGAUCGUUUCCUCAGCGAAUCCGAGAAUCGACCACCUUCAAAGCUAACGGUCCGCAAUCUCCUCACGAGAAACCCUCGAAAAACAACGAUUGAGCAAAAGUUGCCGAACAUCUUUGAAGACGAGAUUCCCCUCGAGGGUGUCAUCAAAUACAAUCGACAUUUUUGGAAAACAUCAAAAGAGUGCGAGGGUUGUGAGGAGAAAUGUGAAUCGGUUUGUGAUGGAUAUAUCCAGCCGGAAUGGGCGCUCAUCUUCAUGCUUCGAAUUGGGCUCAUUGCCGUGCAAAUGCUUCCAGAAAACACGCAAAGCAAUAUCGUUGUAUUGACGGACUCGGUAUGUGGAAUGCCCGACGCGAUCGCUCUCCAUCAAUUGCUGACUCAACUCCGCAGUUACACCGUUUCGUGCUCAUUCAUUCAGAUCCACAGUGGUGCCCGUUCCGAGCCCUGCUUCGGCCAUGUCGCCUCAUCGGAGCUCUUCCAUUUCCUCGCCAUGGCCACUUUUGGAUCAUUCCUCCCCAAUUGCAAAUGUUGUCUAGGAGAUAUCGACAAAGAUUUGAAUUUCUCAUCCGGUCAAUCCUCUACCGCUCAAUCACCGGCAAAAAGAAUCCUCUCGGAAAGGAAUUCAACGGAGAGCGGGAAAAGAGCGGCAAGAAUUACAUCGAAUGGAUCGAUCGGGAGAAGACCAUCUGAAGAGAUUCCUCCCGGCAUCUGUGCCGGAGCUCAACCGGGCCGAAUGAACGCUUUCCAUCGUGCGCUCGUCUGCUGGUGCUUCCAGAACGCUUUACAGGAAAACCAGCACAUCCAGAACCUCGCCAACGACAUUAACCCGGAGUUCGCUCAACUAUACUCACAAGAUCAAGUCCGUAAACCCUACCUUGAACUCUUCUACACGACGACACUGCCAGAGUUGUUGUAUGUCAGACUCCGAGAGGGAUACACCCUAAAAAAUACGAGUCUUGACGAAGAUGGAACAACUUUGCGUGUCCAUUUGACUCUCCCAUUUCGACCAUCGGUUUUCAUCGAUUACGUCAUCUAUGGAACAUUCCGAUUAGACAGGGCACAAAGAGAAACUGUAAAAGUCGAGAUUGCCAUCGUGGCCCCGUAUCACGUGAUGAAAGAUCUCUUGACUGAAGAUGGCGAUUUUGUGGAUAUGUCACGGCAGAAAGGAGUCACGGUCUUCAGAAACACGCUUGACAGUCUAAUCGAAGCCGAUCGUCUUCUCCUCCAUCUCCAUUCGUUCAACAUUUUCCGUGAAUUCUACACGAUUCCAUUCGGCAUUUCGCCUCAUUUCUCACUUUUUCGCCUCAUCGACAAGGAAAGACGAGUGGUCGUCGAAAUGCCACGAGGUGACGCGCACACGAUGACUUUCGUCGAUUUCUGGAGGGUUUUGUGCAAUUUGGAUGAAGGAGUUUGGCAAAAAUGGGUGCACACGCAUUGCGAACGGGUUCUUCUUCGAGUCGACGAGGUGCCCAUAAAUAUCUUCAGAGAAGGAUCCGCUAACGAAGUGACUUGCGAGAAAUCGAAUGGCGCUCUGCACGAGUUCCUCCGCAAUACUACUUCUUUUUGCCUUCUGCACAAAUUAGCAUAUGUGAAAUUCGUUUAUGGAGAUAAUUCUGAAGUGCCAAAAUACUUUUACAUGAUUCGGAUUUGCUCGGAACCACCGGCAGUCACCAUCAAAAUGGCGUUUCUCGGUGGGAUCAGUAGCAGUGAUCGGAGACAGAUAGCUGACGAGUUUCGAAGAGAUUUGAUCAAGUUGAGGCUGAAAACGAGGACACAUUCAAAGGAAAAUCAACCUCCAAAGGAACCGAUCGAAGCGCUUUCCGUGAUCCGACGCCCUGUCGAACGAGUGCUGAUUCGAUACCGAAAUGUGCCGAUGAACCUGCGAGCAAUGGUCCGUUUGAGUGAGGAAAGUGGAAGAGGGGAAACGAUUCGACAUCUCAUUCUACACAACUCGCUCACGAAAUAUCUCAGCAGCAGACGAAGAAUCUGGAAUCUCCCGUGCGUCUUCGAGCAAAAUGGGAUCACCGGGAGUAGCAAAGAGCACGCGACUUUCAUUGCGCAUACAUUAUUACACCGUCGUCUCAACGAGGGUUUUCAUAUUGCCUGGGCUGAAAAUGGGAUUGUUGGACUUUGCAAACAGGUUGUAACACCCGCCGGUUUCGCUCUCGAGCAAUACAUCUACUUCCCACCUCAAAACUUGUAUUUGCCUUUCCGAGUGAAUCGCAAGCGUUUACCGUCAACUUGUAAAACCAUCGAACCUGAAGAAGAGGAGGAUUACGGUAUCGUAUUCGAAUCGGAAGAAAAAGAGGAGAAGAAAGAAAAAGAGCCCAUCACAUAUCAGCUCAUUGGCGAGUAUUGGAGUGAACCGAUUGCCGACUACGAGAAUGAAGAGCCUCGUCUCGUGAGCUCUCGCGAUGAUGAUCUCAUCUCGGUGCUUUUCACUCUCGAUCAACUCAUCAAAUGGUGUCAAGAGGGACGGGGUGGACAAUCUACGAUUCGCAUCACUUCCCGGGGGAAAGACCCAGCGAAAAUGUUGUCCGGUUGUGUCUCAGUGGCUGUGCAACCAUUCUCCAUCGGUGACCUACUCGAGAAUGCCGAAAAGCGGCUAUUGAUACUGCCGCUGUUUGAUAAUGAUCGACCAGAAGGCGAGAAACGGAGUCACGAGAGAAUGAGAUUGCUGUUGACGGCGAUUUUGAAAGAAUUGGAGGGGUCCACUGAUUGCUAUGUUGAUGUGGAGGAUUCAGAGCUAUGGAAUCGAAUCAUGAGACAAGCAGACGAAAAGUCGACGGGUAACCGAUCAUCGCGUGUUUUUCUUCAUCGUCUCAAUCCAUGGACAAUGAUGGCUAUUAUGGCUCCACAAGAAACAGAAGAGCUCUUCGUUCAAGGUGGAGUUCCUUUAUUGUUCUGCUUAUGUGAUGAGCCAUCACUUGCCUAUCGAUUAACACAAAAAGAUGAGAAGCCAAAGAUGACUGUCGAAGAUCUGCGUUUACGGGAUGAAGUGUGGAAAUUUGGUGAAGAAAGAGUUUUAAAUCCGCCAAAUCAAUUCGUUUGGGCGACGCGUUGUUCUGAUUUGCAAAAGGGCCUUUAUAAACCAACAUCUUUUGGAAAGUACGUCACAAAAGUACGAGAUGAAGCCUGUGGACGAGCUACACUUUUUGCCAUGUAUCAAGCACUUAAUAAAGAAAUGGAAGUCUCAUCGGAUACGGUUCAAUAUGUUCUUGAAGGCUUUUGUGAUUACAUGAAAAUCGAGAUCCCGAGAGUUUCUGAAGCUCUAGAAAAAUUUUGUGCUCAUCUACACCAUUUAUCCAAAGAUGAUCCUCGACAUAAUCAAGUGAAUUUGGAAGAGAGUUGUUAUACGGGGACCGACUUCGAAUCACUAUUUGCUAAUGCUGUUGAGCAAAACUUUAAGCCGAUUCAAACACUGCCGAGUUACUACAUUUAUCAGAAGAAAGGCCGUGAUCGAAAGAUAACGACACAGAGUGAUCGAAGUCCUUUACCCUUCACUGGCAUCGAUGCCACGAGUGGUGACAAGACUCCGGAUGAAUCUGAGCACUCUUCACUCAUCCGUGCCUCGUCCGGUCCACCGAUUAGGCGAAGAGCCCGCGGCAUGUAUGGAUCCGAGAUCCCGCUUUUCUUGUACUUCAGUUGUUCGAUUCAUUUCCCGGAUGGUUCGAUGACAUCAUUCCCUGUCCAACAUCUCCCAUACUGUCUGCACGAGUUGGUCGCAAAAUGCCCGGAAAAACCGUCAACGCCGUUCAAUGUAGCCGACGUUAAGGUCAAUGUCGAUCUCUACGUACUUUCUUGGCCGAUUGAGGACGAGGAUGAGCAUUUAACGAGUCGGUGGUCAACGUCCGAUGACAAAGAGAAAAGCUAUGCGAAGCGUCGAAUGCAGGCUUUCCGCGAUGCUCUUCCAAAGCCAGAACAAGAAGUGAUCAAGAGAUUGCUGAGAAAUGUGCAGAGAUUGAUUGAGAUGGAGAUGGUUUUAACCGAUUCUCGUCGACAAACGGUCACACUGGGAAAGCUUCAAAAAAUCAGCGAUUUUAUCAGCAAAGAGUUGAAAGAUAAUGGAGCUGAUAAGAGAAUCGAUCAGAAACAGAGAACUGUUCAUUUGGUUAUCAACAAGCCCGGGAUUAUGGACGAGUUGAAGAAGAGACUGAAUGGAAUCACGGCCGAGUACUGUAAUUUGAAACGAAUCGAUGACUCGGAUAUGUUCUAUUGUGUGCCUUUUGAAGAGCCGUCUACUGUAGAAAGGAGAUCAAGGAAUGAGAGUCGACGAGCAUCCACCACUAAUCUCAAUUCAAACCGAAGCCGACAAGUCUCCGGUGAUCCGACAAUUGAAAGCAAUACAAAUAAACAUCCAUCACCACUUCGCGACAGAAAUGCAAGCUCUGGAAACUCGUUGAGCAUCGAAGCAGCCAAUCCGCCGAUGACUUUGCUGAGACAUCGCGAGAAAUCGGAUGCUUUUGCUGAUUUCUGGUUGAUUCUCUCUGUUUCUGAUGUGCUACUCUUUCAGCUUUGUAGAAGACACACGGAUCGUCAUGAGCGUCUCUUCGAUUUGAUGUGGAGAAAAGUGAAGCAAACUCUUCGAAUUCUCAAUCAGGAAAUGUUAUUAGAAAAGACUCUUCUAACUCGUGAAGUUGAUUCACUUCUUCUAUCUCCACCAGAUUCAGGAAGAUUUGUCAGUGGGAGUAAAGCGAAUCAACAUGUAUCUGAUGAUGAUUUCGAGGGUGAUGAGGGCCGCCAUGCUCCAGUCACUGACAACGCUCGUUUUCAGUAUGAACCUGGGCAUUUUGCUUGUGAAAUGAAACACGAGAAAUGGUUCUCUCUGCAUCCACGCGUUCGAUCGAGUCGCCUAACGAAUUUCUCCGGUAUCAACAGCGUUGUCCAAAUGAACACCGGCAUGGACGCGUUGAAAAGAGAAUUGGAUCCUUUUCUUGUCAAGAAUCGAAAUCUUCCAUAUGUCUAUGUACUCAGUGAUCGUCAUCAGCACGUUUUCUAUCUUCAAUUGCACAACAGCAUGGAAACGUUGAUGCACACAAUGAUCAAUGGAAGGAAAAGCUGGAAAAAACGAGCCUAUCAUCGAUUGGAGAAACAAGAUGAAGUUCUUCUUUCUGUUCAUGGAGUAUAUGAGCCUGAUCAAGAUUUCAUCGAGAGUUUCAUCAACAAAUUGCAGAAAAGAUUAGACAACACAACGCUUGAUCAUUUGGUGAUGAUGCUUGGAAAGAACGCACAUAUUAGACUCGAACCAGCUGAUGUGCAAUUCAUCCAAAAAGAUCCCCGAUACCCUAAUGCGACUUUUCACUUUGCCAUCCCUGCAGCCCUAGAGGCUCAUCUACAGGCUAUCUAUGUCUACUUCCAUCAACAACUUUACACCGUCGAUAUUCAUUCGGCCAAGUACAAGGAUGAAUCAGGCGCUCGGGCGAUGCCGACCCUUUUCCGACCACUUCCCCCACCCAAUCAAAUCCCAAUCCCACGAGACUACCAACCACAAUUCAAGCUAUCGAUUCGACCAAUGAAAGAAGGAAAUCGAACAACAGGAAUCGCUUGCCUCGAGUUCCGUUUCGUCAACGAGAAACGCGAGAUCUUGAGCCCUCGAUCGGGUCGACUCAACAAUAGUACACAUAUUUCGUUGAUGUUGCCAACCGAAUCGGAUGCGAUCCGUUUGCAGCAUUACAAGAAUUUGACCACCAUCGAACGGGUGAAAGAGGUCGAGAAGAGGGAAGGCAUUUGUGCGUUUGCUGAAGUGGCUGUUUGGCAAGCAGGCGAUGUUGGCUUGGAAGAGCUCGAGAAUAAACUCGCUGGAUGUUUGAGAAUGGCUGUAUGUGAUGUAAUGACCGAGUACGGAUUGCUCAACGAUACGAUUAUCGAACUGGAACAAGCGCCCGUUCUCCCAAUGUCGCCAAUAGCUCAUCAGUCGAUACAGACGCCGCUGUCCGGGCAAAAAAGCCGUGAGCGAGCCCUUCUGAUCCGUCAACGUUCCUCGAGUGAGGCUCAAACUCCAUCAACCGGCCAACCACCACCCCUUCUCACUCCCGUUUCCUCACAGAAAUAUACCCUGGCAACGAUUGAUCAAAAACAUCAAUCCCAUUUCUCUUUCGAUUUGCGUCCCAGUGGCUCGGUGGCCUCGGAUUUGGAUAAAAUGAACGGAUCGAUGAAAGAGGAUGCUCCCCGAGAAGAGGUGCUUUCUCAAGAUUUUCUUCGCUGUGCAGAGAGUUGGUGGAAUCUGGCCAUCACCCAGGCUCCGCUCGCCACGCCAUCACUCUCGAAAAUCGAGAUCGAUUAUGAUAGUGCUGAGACGCCAAAAAGAGCUUUGGAAAUGGUACAAGAAACUGUUGAGAAUUGCUUGAAAGCUGUCAUUUCCGAGUUUAAAGAACGUGUGCUCGUCGCAGAGUAUCGGGAAACCGAUCAACGAGAUACAUCGAAUAAACGAUACGAGAUACAUCGAAAUCGAGCUCACAUUCACUCGUCGUUAGUCUACGAUGUUGGGAUGGAGAUCAACUCCGAUCAACAGCCAGCACCCGAUUUCUUAAUGCUCACCGUUGUCAAAGAGAUUGCUGAAGAAACGAUGCGUUACGGCUUUGAGCCUGAAGGUGAUCCACCGGAGGUGUUAAAAGUUUUAGCAAAAGAGGGAGCACGCGAAAUGUUUGUACCGGAAAUGACUGAUUUAGGCAAAUCCUAUGAUCGAGUGUCGAGUGCGGAAAAUCGCUCAGCUUUUGUACCCCGACGUCGACUCUUUUAUGCGAUUUUUCGGGCAAAUAAGCUAACAGUCUUCUUGUACAAUUUCAAGCCGGAUCUCGCGCGACAAAUCUCGGCUCAAAUCACUCGUUUAACGCAUUGGCAUAAUGCGAAAAGUCGUUUGAUUCGAGAGAUCGCAUUGCACAAAACUGGAUUUCAACAUUUCAGUGAUAAUAUCUACAAGAACACCGACAAUCCGUACAUAGAACAAUUGUGGAAACAACCUGAAGAGGUUCUCGCCGAGGAAAUGAGCAAACGGGUUUCGUUUCAUUCGCGCACAUCAAACAUCAAUCGAUCUCAUAAUGCUCCAAUUCUUGAUCGAAUCUAUCGACAAAUAAAUCCAGCUUUUCUUGCUCGAAAUCAGUAUCCCUGCAUGUGGAGAGAUCAAAUUGAACAAUUCAAAACGCUUCGUCAAGACAUUUUAACACGGCUUGAAGGUGACAAUCUCUUUCAUCAAAUUCAUAAACAAUUUCUUGAAAACAACUAUCGAGUAACGGAAGAAAAUCUCUCUCAAUUGAUCGAGGCUUCAAAAGUUGUCCAUUUUGUACUCACUCCGAUCCUUUUUUCCCCUCAUGGCAGUGAGGAAGAGGUUGAGAGAGAGGUCCACGCGACGAUGACUCAGCCAGCAUCGCUUCGAAUGAUGGGUGAUCGGAAAGCGUCUGGUGUAUCACUAGUCAAUGACGAGCUGGGAGCUGGGAUGGGGACAAGGACAAGGAGUUAUACGUUGAGUGGUCGAAGUCAAAAGGAGCAUCGAGCAAGGAGUAGCACGAUGAGUGUUCCUGCAUCGGCUUCAAAAGAUGAUCUCGAUCUCCCGUCAUUGUCAAAUGAUUUGUCUGAAUCUUGGAAUAUUCAUAUUCUCUACCGUUUACUUAAAGAGUAUGUGGACUUUUUGAAGAAAAUUCAUGGAGUUGAAAUCAUCGCUGUCACUUCACCAGGCUCUAUAGCUUCCACCAGACGAGCCUAUCAGCUAAACUACGAAGAGAAGAAAACCGUCCAUCCGCCAGAGAUCUGGUUAUGCAAAGGUAUCUCUGGUGGGAUUAUCCUUCUCCAUCUCCAUUUUCAAUCACCAUAUUUUGUUCUUGACAUGCACACAUGGGAAGACACUCCAAUAUGUUUCAAAGCAGAGAAU
Mesorhabditis belari is the source of this 8595-nucleotide messenger RNA. NCBI's taxonomy places the organism in Eukaryota, Metazoa, Nematoda, Chromadorea, Rhabditida, Rhabditidae. The record is from the annotation of a GenBank genome assembly.